AUGAGCGAAUAUUGUGCUGGCACACAACCUGACACCAACCUGAACUUCCUGAGUGACGAACCACAUGAGGCCCCUACAGGUUGGGUGGUGGCAUCUCCACACACAAUAGCAUUAGCUGACCAUUUGCAGCACGCACAGACGAUCCGACCGCACAAAGUGUUCCCGCAAACCAUUCACCCUGCUGGACAGACGAGUAACUUCUGCAGCUUCUGUAAAAAGCCUGGAGAAUUAAAUCCUGUUCACUUGUCGUUAACAACGUCGAAAACGAUGGGAAUGCUUAGCGCAUCGUGGUCAAACGGUCGGCGCAAGGUAACAUUGGCCUCAGAUUCUACUACUAUUCUCAGUUACCGAUUGAUGGAGCAAAUGAUUUCGUCUUGCUGGGAGUUCGCACAAGCCCCGGAGGACUGGCGGAAGACGAAACCACUUCCCGAAUUGGAAAGCAGAACUUUUGAAGUGAUCCCCAAAUCCCAAAGAGCUGUGCUUUUCGGCACCCAUAACCCUCCAGAUUUUUUGAAAGAGAAACCUGCACUUAUUGAAGGCUUUACUUAUCUGAACAGCUGUAUCAACCUUGACUGUGAUAUGAUAGAAGUUGAUACGCGCAUUUUCACAUCGCAUGCGUUGCUCACUGAGUUAGAAAUGAAUUUCACUGGAGCCGAGGGGUCAUGUGUCCAAGUUGUGAACCAUUCCAGUCAAUUCCGCAAAUAUCGAACGAGUGUGAUACCACCAUUCCGCCACACAAUAUCAUACAAAUCUAUGGCCCGGGAGUUGCCUAAGGAAUUUAAAAGACAUGCUUUUGCAUCUGACAUGAGUUUACCAUGGAAACCCGACAGACAGUGCCCAACAAGUAGAGCGCUGUACAAGUUACGUUACCGAACAGUGAAGCCACAAACCUGCAAUUUCAGCAGUUCGGAUUGGCGAUACGAGGGUGACAGGCAUGGAUCUGCACACUGA
Messenger RNA from Opisthorchis viverrini, 951 nucleotides. RefSeq lists its product as hypothetical. The coding region runs from base 1 to 951 and encodes 316 amino acids. The transcript is spliced from 7 exons. NCBI's taxonomy places the organism in Eukaryota, Metazoa, Platyhelminthes, Trematoda, Opisthorchiida, Opisthorchiidae. The record is from RefSeq and is a predicted model, not a curated record.